GGGUGAGGCCUCUUGCAGGCCUGGUCUCGCCGCCGUCCCGCCCGGGGUCCUGGGGGAUGUCGCGUGUCCUCCUCAGGAGACAGUGCCACUUCCGAGAGGUCCUACGACAAAGGGGGCCAGUAGGGGCCUCCGGGUGGGAGGGAGCCUGCGCUUCUCCACAGCCCACCUCGCUCACACCGUACCCCAGGGUCACCCCCUCCCGGGUCCCUGUCCUGGUGACCCCACCUGGGCCCCCAACCUCCCCACCUGCUUCUGGCUUGGACAGAGGCCUGAGCCCUCCCGCGUGCCUUCCCGCCACGUUCUCAUUCCAAGGACAUCUGCCUGGCGCCCUGUGGGUUUUCUCCUCCAUGCCUGGCCCCCAGGGCCAUGCCUUCCGCGUCCCUUACCAGCCUGGGCAAGGCUGGCACCUGUGGACAAAGCUCCCUGAGGCCUCCCCAGAAGCAGAUGCCACCAUGCUUCCGCAAUGCGAGAAUGGCCUAACACAGGUGGUAAGACAAGUCCAUGUGGGGGUGUCGGGAGGUUGGGAAGAGCAGCACCACCGGAUGGCUCGACGGGCUGGUGCGUCCUGGGAGGUCCCGAGCCGUCUGACUAUGGAGCCAGUGAUGGAAACCACGGGGGAAAGGAAAGGUCAGAGUGAGCCUGCAGAAGGGACAGCCUCUUCAUGACAGGUUCGUGAGGUGAUUCGGACGCACAGGGGUGGGACACGGGAUUCUCUUCAGUGAAAACUACUUUGUGAGGCCUUAACGCCGUUUCUCUGGUACAGAUGGGGGUCUGAGGAACCAAGUGCUCCGCCUGAACGAGGAUGACCUGGAGAGGUCUGUUGCCUGAAUGAGAGUCACUGAGUUUACACUGCAGGAGAGCAGCUCCCAAGACCAAGGCCCUGCGAUUCCCAGAGGCUGUCGGACCGCCGCAUCCCUUGGCGUGAACGGGCAUCCCAUCUGCCAGAGGUGUCCAGUUGAGUGGGACAACAGUGGUGUGUACCAGGGGAGUACACAGAAGGUCAGGGCUCAAAUUCCAGUCCUGGGGCACACCAGCUCCGUGACCGUGAACGCGGCACCAGCUCCGUGACCGUGAACGCGGCACCAGCUCCGUGACCGUGAACGCGGCACCAGCUCCGUGACCGUGAACGCGGCUCCAGCUCCGUGAUCGUGAACGUUGUCCACUGGUGACAAAGGUGAAACUGUUGGCCAAUCCAGUGGUUUUGUGUCAGUCAGUGCUCUGGGUUACAUCAGAGCUGACCAGUCCUUAACGAG
Messenger RNA from Symphalangus syndactylus (siamang), 1253 nucleotides. RefSeq lists its product as uncharacterized. The record is from RefSeq and is a predicted model, not a curated record. NCBI's taxonomy places the organism in Eukaryota, Metazoa, Chordata, Mammalia, Primates, Hylobatidae.